UGCGCGUUGCAGGAGGAGAGGAAGCGUUUGGCGCGGCGUCCCAGCGAAAAGCGAUGUUGAGUGUCGCCUCCGUGAUCACUUAACUGCGCCGCCAAACUCGUGUUUCCGCUCGCCUGUUUUUGUCGAGAGGCGUCAGGAGCCGUUCUCCCCUCUCUCGGUUCGGGUUCUGAUUAAUUAUUCAACUCUUUCGCCGCAUUUGGAGCUGUUGCUUUCCCCACAGAGAAAGAGUGUUUUUGUUUUUGUUUCUUUUGACGUCUCGGGGUUUUUCUGGAAAUUGAUUGGCCCCCCCACCCCGCCGCCACCCUGAAGUUCAUCGUUGUGAUCUUGGCCGCCGGGAUGGUGGCCUUCAUCGGAGCGGUAAUCUGCAUCAUCGCGGCCGUCCACACCGGCUCCUCCAAGGCGGCCGCGGCGCAGCGGCAGCCCGCGGCCGACAACCACUCGCUGUAUCCGGACGCGGUGGCGCAGACUCCCGCCGCCGCGCGGGGCUCCGUGGCCCGGCCCGGUUCCUUGGGAGCUCUCCACGGUUCUGAAACGCCCGAAUCCGAAGCGCCCACGUUCAACGUCGGGCUCGGCGGGGCGGACAGGGUCAGCGGGCUCACGGGACACGAUCCCGCGGUGAGUCGGCUCGUCUGCACCCCGCUCCCCGCCGGAGGGUGCAACCCCAGGAACUUUCAGCAGCAAGCGGACGACCCGUCGCUGUACGCCGGGGAGGACUGGGGCUACCUCCGGACCACGGCGGAAGAGCUCCGGCAGACGGUUCUGCAGCAGAAGGACCAGAUCUUGACCGACCAGAGGACCAUCGUUGAGCUGUCGGGGAAGCUGACCGAGUGCGAGAAGGGGCUCGGGGGAAGGAGCGGCAGCCCGGACAGACGCGGGAACGCCGCCUCGCUGAGAGGCGGACAGGGAGCCGAGGGGGAGACCCACUUGGAGCGGAUGAUGGUGCGGGACAGCCCGGAUUCUGCGCCCGACGGGGUCCAUCUGCUCACGGUGGGAACUGUGGCUGAGCUCGAACAGGCGAUCACCCAACUCACAGACCGCAUAGACAGACUGGAGACAGACAUCGGUCCCUUUUCUCACAACCGCACGGACAGCAAGUCCUCGGACGCGUCGGAGGAGGGCGGCCCAGAGAGGUCAGCCUCUCCGGGCCGCGGCGCCGGUCCGGAGAGGCCCUGGGGGCUGGAGGACCUGGAAGAGGAGCUGGAGAGGAAGGUGGAGCUGCUGGAGAAGGAGAGGAAAGCCCUGAGGAGGCCUGAGGCAGAAACAAGAAGGAAAGAGCAGGACAUCAGCAAACUAGCAGACAGAGAAGGCGUCGCAGGGCUUUCGUUCCCGGAGGGCUUCAGGUUGUCCUUCCCGGCUCGGACCAACUACAUGUUCGCCCUGAUGAGACACGCCGUCCCCAAGCUGCGGGCCUUCACCGCCUGCCUGUGGCUGCGGCCCGCCGCGCCGGGGAUGGGGACGCCCCUGUCUUACGCUGUCGCAGAGCAACCGAACGAGUUGGUGCUCCUGCAAGACCGGAGCGCUCCGGCUGAGCUGCUCAUCAACGACAAGGUGGCGAAGCUGCCUCUGAACCUCUCCGGAGGCAGCUGGCAGCACGUCUGCGUGAGCUGGACCCAGAAAGGUGGGGCAUGGCAGGCCUACCAGGGAGGAAAGCUGAGGGGCGAGGGCCACGGACUGGCCCCGGGACACCACAUCAGGCCCGGGGGAGAGCUGGUCCUCGGGCAGGAGCAGGAUUCCCUGGGUGGCAGUUUCGAUUCGACCCAGGCCUUCGUCGGAGAGCUGUCCCAGGUGGGCCUGUGGGAUCGGGUCCUGUUGUCCGCCCAGGUCGCUGGCCUGGCCCGGUGCAGCAGAGUGACUCAGGGCGCCGUGGUCCUCUGGAGCGAAAACAGAGUGCAAGUCUACGGCGGAGCCACCAAAGACCCCGGGGAGCCUUGCAGUAAACACAGCAAAAGCUCCCAGUGACCGGCGGAGAGAGGACCGCAGGAAAGAUUCAAGUCACCAACCAACGCUGAUUCAAGAAUGUCCGAAAAACCGCAAAUAGCAAGGCGACACAAGAGAGUCAUAAUCUUAGCAACUUUUCUGGAGUGUUUCUGGGGUUGCGCUGCAAGACCACACUUUAUUUACACACACACGCAGCUGGAGUCGGAGUUACUGUGUACGAGAAAAUGCUUAAGCUUGGGUUUGCUUAGUUUGAAGUCAGAACAGGAAGAUGGUUUCAGAUUCUCUUCAACCCUCCUGACAGUUUGAUCAAGAAAAUCAAAUCUACACUUUACCUGCCUGCUGGCUUUUCUGCCCUCUUGUUUGCUCUACGCGUGUUCAAAUUCAGGGGCCGCAUUCUUCAAACUGGCGAGCCAGAAUGUGACCCGAAACGCUCCCGGGCUUCUUUGUCCCCCGUUCACAAUCUGAAUCGUAUUCAUUAAUUAGAUUAACGAAUUCAAUGGGAGUCAGUGGAAGAGCGAAGGACUCAACGUCCUUCACAUCCAGGAGGAAGAGGGACGAACGUCUGGGGGACGAGGACGGAGUCUUUGAAUUUGGAGCGCUUUCGUCAAACGCGGCCUUCGGAGGAUGCAGCCCCUGAAUUUGGAUUCGGAUGUUCAAUUAUGCUGAUUUUCACUUUGAAUUCUCCCUGGAAUUUCAUUUUUACAUGAUGCAGAAUUGUGACUUUUUUAAUGGUAAAUCUUUAUAAAAGAUUCAAAAUAUAUUUUUAAAGCAUCACAGUCAGAGCCAGAGAAGUGAGCUAAUGUUGGUGAAUUUUUAGGCUCAUUGAAAUGUGUGAUUCAGUAGUUUUGCUGUUCCUGUGACUCAUAAAUGAGAUUAUGGAGGUAAUCAGUAAAAGGUGAGAAAUUUUACUACAGGAAUGAUAAACUAUCGGAGCCAUUUUCUCUCUUUUUAAAUUAUUUGCACAGGAAGAACUCCUACAAAUUUAAUUUAGGACAAAAUCAUUUGAAUUAUUUCAUGAGUAAUCUCUAGAAACUUCAGCAAACUGACAUAUACGUCUAUCAUUUGUGAGAUUUCAGCCACAGACAGAUGAAAUGAACAACACUGACCUGUUAGUGACUUGGAUAAAGGAUUGCUUUUGUCCUCAAACACAGUGUGUUGGCAGCAUAAAACAAACAACGGGUCAGCGUUUUCAGUUUGAACAACUGUGACAAACACCAAAUUGUUGUGGCUGGACAAGCUGCAGCUGCAGCUCCUGCUCUGGGCUUCUGGUGGUUAUCGAAAGGGAAAGGGGGAAAAAAAAAAACAGUGCUGAACCAGCAUCUGGGUCAGAGAUGACAAAGGCCGCAUUGAUGCACACUGAGCAGAAAACAGGCUCAGAGAGACAGAGUGAAGGUUUGGGCAAUGAUCCUGCUGGGAACCCGGCUCGGUUCUGCCAUCGAUGUCGAUGUUGAUUUGACACGAACCACGAGCUGAAGCGUUGUUGCAGACCAGGAACACAUUAACAAAAUUUCUCGAUGGCUUUGGCCUCUUUAAGCAAAGGCGGUGCCACAAAUUGAUGUGUUUUCGGUUUGGUGUCAGUCGAGGUUUGGCGGAAACGAGCCUCUCAAAGCGCAGUGCCAAGGUUAACAUCUUAACUUGUCUUCAUGUUCUAAUUUGCUAAAUAUAUGUAUGUUCAUUUCAUUUUUUUUCUGAAUGAUUGAAAAUCCAGCGUCAUCAAUGUCUGCGGACUCAAAUCGCCUCCUUGGAAGCACCGAAUCCAACGAGUUCCGAGUUCUGGGCCGUCCGUGUGCUGAGAGCUCCGUGUGGGAAGCGAGAAGCUGAAUUGGGGGCAUCGGGAAUCCCUCCGUUUGUGCAGCAGGCCUGAAGUGGUAUUAUUUAAAGGCUGCGACAGCUUUAGAGCUCGGGGUCAAGGUGAGGCGCUGGAAAAACGCUGGAGAAAGUGACGGGAAUAUUAAAGCAGCGGAUGGCAGCCUGGAUGAUGAAAGCCAGAGGGAAGCGGGAGGAUGAGAGGGACGAUGGAUCAGAUGUGAAUGAUAUUGCAUUGUUUUUCUCUUCUGCAUGAUGUAAUCUCGUACUGAUAAUGUCUUGCCACUGCCAGGCGUCGCGGACCAGGUCGUUGCAUUUUACGUUCCUGCAGGAUGGCUGUGUUUGUUUUUCUGAGACUGACUUUUAGUAUCUGAUGCAUUUAUUAUGGACUCGACCGACUUCUGAGAACUGCUAACCUAAACUCUUCUCCCCCCCCAUUAUUAAAUAUGUGGUGUUAUGUUAUAUCAGACAUGUUGAUGCAAUGUUCAAAGUUGUAAAAUGUGAAUGUUUUUAAAUGUCCUCCAUGCAUUAGGAGCUGCUUUUCCAUUGACCGUAUCAUUUUGCAAAUUAACACUUUUAUGAUGAAAAGUCUUUUGAAUAUCGAAUUCAGCGUAUUUUGCAAAAACGCAAUGGAAAAUCUUUUCCCCCCCAGCGUCACACGAGUCAUGUGACCAAUAACCAAACGUUAUGGUUCAAAGUGGAGAAGACAGGAAGUGAUGGGAGGAUAACGACGUGGCAUGUUUUUUUUUUCUUCUAUUUUUUUAGCGCGAUCAGACCCGAUCACGUGUUUCUGAAUUAAGGAAAACCUAGUAAUUGAGAAAUUUGCAUUUAAUUUGGUUAUUGUUGUUUUUGGAUGGGGGGGACGCUGACAAAACGUAACGGAAACGCAGCUCCUGGUGAAUAAAUCCGAAAUCUUUUCACCAUUUGAAAAGAAGACAUUCCAUGCAUGAGUCAGAAUGCCUUGCCAAACUCUUCUUUCCCUUCAUGCUGAACUAACUCCUACAAACAAAUUGUUCAUUUCAAAGAACUUUCUUAAAAAAAAAAGAAAAAGCUGAUUUUGUUUUAUUACUGACGGUGGAAAGUGCCUGUCAGGGGUGUUUGUACCCAUGUACCGUCGCCAUCUUUAACACCCUGAAGAUGUUUUGAGCCAAUUAAGCGUCGUUAAGGUCCCAGGUGACACUGCGAGAUGAAAGCAGUUUGAUCAAAGUUUUACAGCCUCAUAAACACAGUACUUGAAGCGUCUGCACGGUGCCACCGAACUAACACUAGAACAAGUCCAAACCGUCUCGUUGUGCCUCCGUUCGUCUUUGAUAUUGGUGUCUGCUCAGCUCAUGCCAGAACCUUUUAGGGCUUGUUUUUUUCCCCUUCUUUUCUUUUUAUUGUAUUGCCAUUGUGUUUAUGAUAUAUGAAACUGAAAGAUACUUUUGUUGCCAUUAUGCUCUACGAUCCACGUCGAUCGCACAAACGCCGUUGACGUCCACGUCCUGUAUGGUGUCGUAUUGUUCUGAACACGUGCCGUGUACAAAACUCUGAAUCUUGAUUAAAGUUGUGAUAUUUUGGAGAAAGGAA
Poeciliopsis prolifica (blackstripe livebearer) is the source of this 5313-nucleotide messenger RNA. RefSeq names its product chromobox homolog 6b (gene cbx6b). The record is from RefSeq and is a predicted model, not a curated record. NCBI's taxonomy places the organism in Eukaryota, Metazoa, Chordata, Actinopteri, Cyprinodontiformes, Poeciliidae. Bases 337 to 1959 code for a protein of 540 amino acids. The transcript is spliced from 5 exons.